CAAAAAUCUUUUUAUUUCUAAGGGGGAUGUAUUUUCUUUAUGUUCAAUGUCUUCAAAAAAGUUUUAUAUCAGCUUUCUCGAAUUUCGGAAAAUAAUUUACAAUAUGCAAUUAUUAAAUUUGUAAUUCCAGGUUGAUUGAAGCUUAACAUUGACAGAAGGUUAAAUAUAUUCUGCAUUAAAUAUGAGUUCUACUUACUACGUUGUCAUUCAGCGACCGAAAUCAGUUUAAACUACUUUAGUCAUGUUCGCCUUCUACUUUUGUCUCCCGCGGUCGCAAAUUACAGGUUUUUUAUCAAAUGUCAACGGCAGCUUUGUGAAAUCGCAUCUAAUUACGGGGCUAAAAAUAAGUGCAGCCACAACUAAUCGCCGACUCGUAUGGCUGGAAUCUCCACAGACUCAUUAAAAUUAUAAUGCACUUCCUGGGAACUGAAGGCUGCCAUUUGAUUGUCAAGAAGAGCAAAGGAAAGGGCCGACAUUAAAUAGAAUGCAGCGAAAUGCAAAAAAAAAGUCGUGUAAUUAGAGCCAUAAAUGCACUUGAAUUUCACCCAGGUCCACACCCAUUUAACCCACUAAACGGCGCACAAAAGAAGCAUUUUAAAUGAAAGCAGUGCCAAAUCCUUCACGUCAACAAUUAGCAAAAAAAAAUAAACACAGUGGACAUUGGGAUUCAAUUCAAUUUUUAUAAGGAGCUGUACAUCAAUAUCUAGUUCUUGCCACAGGGAAAAAUAAAAGUCUGUUUAUGGUUUGGUGAAAAAACCCUUUUUGAAGUAUGUAACACAUUAAAACUUUAAAACAGAUCCACCUGAAAAUGAUCAUUUAUUAUUUUUGGCACACAAUAUAGAAGUUUUCUGUGCAAAGUAUUUUAUUAAAAAAUUAAAAAUAAAUGCAUUUUUAAAGUUAAGACAAUGUACAAAGAACUCAGUUAACAUAUUAUAUUUGUUUUAGUUGAAUUUACAUAAGCAUUUGAAGGUAGAAAAUGUUUUACUGAUAGUUCGAUUUUAUGAAGCAGAGUUUUUGUUUUAAAUUUAAAAAGUAUCUUGAAUUUUUUGCAAGGAUUUCCGACUUAAAAAGUUCGCCUGUAUCCUUGACAUGACAGCGGAUGCCACGCCCCCCGAUUUGCGGCAAUAAAAACCGGGCGACAGACGAGUGGGAACCUCAGAGUUCGGCUGUUCGAGAUGAGUGACCACCAAAAGGGAAAAUCAAAGGAAAAUCCGGAAAAGGAGCAGGGUGGUCAGGGCAAGUCGCUGCGGGUCCAAAUCCUCGUUUACCGCUGCAUGGGCAUCGACCUGUGGAGUCCGACGACCGCCAACGACCGCCCGCUGCUCACGUUCAUCACGAUGGGACCGCUCUUCCUGUUCAUGGUGCCCAUGUUCCUCGCCGCCCACGAGUACAUCACCCAGGUGAGCCUGCUCUCGGACACCCUCGGCUCCACCUUCGCCAGCAUGCUCACCCUGGUCAAGUUCCUGCUCUUCUGCUACCAUCGAGCGGAGUUCGUGGGCCUCAUCUACCGCAUCAGGGCCAUCCUGGACAAGGAAAUCAGUGUGUGGCCAGAUGCGCGGGAAAUCGUGGAGGAGGAGAACCGGAGUGACCAGAUGCUCAGUUUGACGUACACUCGUUGCUUUGGCCUGGCCGGAAUCUUCGCUGCUCUGAAGCCCUUCGUGGGCAUUGUGAUUUCCCUGAUUCGCGGCGACCAGAUCCACCUGGAGCUGCCCCACAACGGGGUGUAUCCUUAUGACCUUCAGGUGGUCAUGUGGUACGUGCCCACCUAUCUGUGGAACGUGAUGGCCAGCUACAGCGCAGUGACGAUGGCGUUGUGCGUGGACUCCUUGCUCUUCUUUUUCACGUACAACGUGUGUGCGAUUUUCCGGAUCGCCAAGCACCGGAUCAUCAACCUGGCGGCGGUGGGCGGAGCGGAGGAGCUGGAGGGUCUCGUCCAGGUGCUGCUGCUCCACCAGAAGGGCCUGCAGAUCGCCGAGCAGAUAGCGGACAGGUACCGACCGCUGAUCUUCCUGCAGUUCUUCCUCUCCGCUCUGCAGAUCUGCUUCAUUGGCUUCCAGGUGGCCGACCUGUUUCCCAAUCCGCAGAGCCUCUACUUUGUUGCCUUCGUGGGCUCCCUGCUCAUCGCCCUCUUCAUCUACUCGAAGUGCGGGGAGAACAUCAAGAGCGCCAGUCUGGAGUUCGGCAACGGGCUCUACGAGAGCGACUGGACGGCCUUCGCUCCGCCCACCAAGCGCGUCCUCCUCAUCGCCGCCAUGCGCGCCCAGCGACCUUGCCAGAUGAAGGGCUACUUCUUCGAGGCCAGCAUGGCCACCUUCUCGGCGAUUGUGCGCUCCGCCAUGUCCUACAUCAUGAUGCUGCGCUCCUUUAACGCUUAAAAAGGACCCAAGUCGCGGAAGGAAACAGGAAACAAGAAGCAGAGAGAGAGGAGUAAGAGGAUCAAGGCCUCCCGUGGUAUUUUAAGCAGGUGCGCUUGCUGACGAAGCAGUUCGCGAAGUGCACAGUGAAAAUGGGAUUCAUUUUAUGAAGGAUAUAAUAUAUUUACGAAAGUGCACGGCACACCCUUUUUGCUUAAUAAAUUAAAAGUAAUUAAA
This is a messenger RNA of Drosophila ficusphila, 2591 nucleotides long. RefSeq names its product odorant receptor 9a (gene Or9a). Gene Ontology annotation, cellular component: plasma membrane. NCBI's taxonomy places the organism in Eukaryota, Metazoa, Arthropoda, Insecta, Diptera, Drosophilidae. Bases 1176 to 2375 code for a protein of 399 amino acids. Gene Ontology annotation, biological process: detection of chemical stimulus involved in sensory perception of smell; sensory perception of smell. The transcript is spliced from 4 exons. Gene Ontology annotation, molecular function: olfactory receptor activity; odorant binding. The record is from RefSeq and is a predicted model, not a curated record.